AUGGAUACGACGCCAUACCGCCAGAUCCGUACGCUCUACAACGCCGACACAAUCACCGUUUACCAGGCCUACAGCGCCGAAAUAGCGAUCCCUGCCGUUCAACAGCAAAAACUCUCCGCAUCCCCUGCAUUCUCGCCGACGCGCAUGACAUGGAUCAAACCCAGCUGGUGCUGGAUGAUGUACCGGGCCGGCUAUUCCUACAAGGAUGCGCGACAAUCUCAUAUCCUGGCGCUGGAGAUGAAGCACGAGCAUUUUCGCGAGCUGUUGAUGCAUGCCACCGUGGUCAACCAUGAACCUCCGCGCCCGCUGACAGAGGAGGAGAAGGAGAGGAAGGUUCGGGUGCAGUGGGAUCCGGAGCGAGAUCCUCGGCUUGGCAUGUUGCCUUAUCGCAGCAUCCAGAUUGGGAUUCAGGGGGACUUGGGGAGGAAGUGGACGGAGGAGUGGAUUUGGGCGAUUAGGGAUGUAACGGACAUGGCGCGAGAGAUGAAGAGAGCCUUGGAUGAGGAUGCUAACGUGGGUGAGGAGGAGCUGAGGAGGAGAGGUUUGAUGCCAGACGAAAAAGUGUAUAGUGUUGAUGAAGAGUUGAAAGAGGUGCUCCGAAUGGCAUAA
This is a messenger RNA of Endocarpon pusillum Z07020, 609 nucleotides long. RefSeq lists its product as uncharacterized. The transcript has a single exon. NCBI's taxonomy places the organism in Eukaryota, Fungi, Ascomycota, Eurotiomycetes, Verrucariales, Verrucariaceae. Bases 1 to 609 code for a protein of 202 amino acids. The record is from RefSeq and is a predicted model, not a curated record.